AUGUGUCGAGCAGCUCUGUUUGCGAUCGCCGCGAUCUUCGUAGUCUCCAGUUCCCCUGUGGAGGGACGAUCCUCUCGAAAAAGGGAGCUGCAGAAACCGCAAAUUAAUUGGGAUGAAUACCCCAGCUAUGGGGAUAUAGUAAAGUAUCUAAAGGACAUGGCUUGGGUUCAUAGGAACCGGAUCCAUCUGAGAGAUGUUGGGCGAUCGUACGAGAACCGGACGCUACAGAUAGCGGUUAUUUCUAAUGGAGAUGGUAGACCGAACAAGAAGGUUAUAUUCAUUGAUGCCGCCCUCCAUGCGCGGGAGUGGCUCUGCCCCAUCACAGCCCUAUAUGUUAUCCACCAGUUGCUAGUGGAGUACGAGGUCAACUCCUACCUGUUGGAUGACUACGACUGGGUUUUGCUGCCCCUCGCCAAUCCUGACGGAUACGAGUAUUCGAGAAAUAUUGACAAUUUUUGGACCAAAACCAGAUCCCCCAACAAUGAACACUGUUAUGGAACGAAUCUGAACAAAAACUUCAACUUUCUCUGGGCCAAGGAUUCUCCGGCUUUGAAAGAUCCCUGCAGCGAGGAAUUCGCCGGCAGUGAACCUUUUUCAGAGCCAGAGUCGAGGACUGUGCGUGACAUUUUGGAUGAGCUGGUGGACUCUAAACGUGGAUUUAUGUACCUCUCACUGCACACUGCCAAUCGAUCGAUUCUGUAUCCGUGGAAUAAGAAAAGCAAUUUUACCAAGAAAAACAUAAUGCAUCAGCAGAUUGCCAAAUAUGCCACCGAUCGGAUAUACUGGAGUACUGGUACGCGGAUAAAAGAAGUACCCAGGUACUUUUAUGGAAGAGGAACCGCCCUGGACUACGCUGACAGAUUAGGCUUCCCCCUGGCCUUCACCUUCGAGCUGUCAGGUAUGGGCCGAGACGGAGUGGAUCACAAGUUCUUCCCGCCGAGCGUGCUGAUUCGCGAAUUGGUUCAGGAGUCUUGGUUGGGAAUACGAUCUCUGGCCGAAAGGGCGAUGGAACUAUCAAGAAUUGUUCCGCCAAAACCAAACCGACAACGUAAUUCUAGACCUACACGAAAACCUACACGAAAACCCACACGAAAACCUACACGAAAACCCACACGUAAACCCACACGUAAACCUAAUCCAAAACCCAACUCUAAACCUACACCUAAGACUAAUUCUAAACGCAACCCUAAACCAACAUCUAAACCUACCUCUAAGCCAAAUCAAAAAACAAAACCAAAAUCUCAAACAGGUCAAACAGAGUUACCACAAAAUGUUACUUCAACUAGCGUUUCAUCGGAAACCUUAAAAGCUGUCUCAUCAUUAAAUAGUACCAUUUCAUUAAAAGAAAAUAAAUAAAUACAGAGUAAACUAAAAAUAGAAGCUAA
Molecule: messenger RNA, 1385 nt
Organism: Drosophila bipectinata
Lineage: Eukaryota; Metazoa; Arthropoda; Insecta; Diptera; Drosophilidae
Product: carboxypeptidase B1-like
Biological process (GO): proteolysis
Molecular function (GO): zinc ion binding; metallocarboxypeptidase activity
Source: RefSeq, a predicted model, not a curated record